AUGUUUAGCCCUGGGCAGUUGGUCUCCACUCUUCUACCUGCUGUCUUCCACUCGUCUGCAGCACACUUCUUCCCUGUGUUCCCCACCAGACUGGGCUCCCCUCCACAGCUCCUGAUCCCUGGGCCCCUGAUCAGCUAUGAGUCCCUGCGGAGUUACUUGCAACCAGAGCCCUGCAAGGAGGCUCUGUUCCUGGCCACACAGGCAGCUGGGAUGGGGCAGUUCACAGACAGCAUGGGUGAGUUCCAACCAACAGUCUGCAUUAGCACAUGGAUAUUUACAUUCAUGUGUGACAAUUUAUUACAGAUACGUGUUGGCUUAUUGAUUGUUGGAAUGUAUUUUCUCAUAGACUCACUGAGCACCAUCUGAUGGCAGAGUAAAUGUUUACAAAAGAUUUUCUAACAGCUCGUAACUAACAAUCAAUUAUCAAGCACGGUUAAAGAGGGCCUAAUGAACGUCGGCGCUAAUGAUCCAAUCUAGAGCCAUUAGUUCCUUGUCAACCGUUGGCGAUUGUGUAAUUGGCGGUUGUGCCGUGCUUUCCAGAUGAACAGAGGCCAGUGAAGCAGCGUCGUGCGCGGGCCAACUACAGCAGCUGGCAGCUGGAGGAGCUGGAGAAGACCUUUGAGACCACCCACUACCCUGACGUCUUCAUGAGGGAAGCCCUAGCCCUCAGACUGGACCUCAUCGAGGCCAGAGUGCAGGUAUGGUCCCAACACCUUCUUCCUUCCAAACCAUACACUUUUCACUAAUGCAUGAACUCUGAUUUCUAGAAGCCAUCUAUGUUUCUAUCAGCUUUCAUGCCACAAUGCUACUGUAUUUUAAAUAUAUAUAAAAAAUAUUAUUUGUUUAUGAAUACACAAAAAAACUGUUAAAUCUAGUGGAUACUGAAACAUUUUUCAAAAUGAAUGUUUUGCAUUGUAAGGGAUUUCACUCUCUCUUUUUCUAAAUAUUACAUUUGUUCUAUUUUCACCAGGUGUGGUUUCAGAACCGCCGUGCUAAGAUGCGGAGACAGCUGAAGUUGCAGGGCCAGCUAGGAGAGCCAUUUCCCAGGAAGGACAAUGCUGAGGACACAACAACAGACAAACCCAACAAGAGCUUACCAGAGCAAGAGAGCUCUGACGGCAAGCACUGGGAGAGGAGGCAGGAGAAAGGAAACUAUCCCUGGAAUACACUACCUCGUUCUGCUGUUGUGACCACCCCCAUACAGAGUACGAUUCAGGGGCCAGCAGGAGAAUGGGAGGGGAUGGAGGGGCCCAGUCCAGAAGAGUUCCGCUCCUGUAGCAUUGCCAAGCUGCGGGCCAAGGCCAGGGAGCACGAGGCUGAGAUCCACAGCACUGUGACCAGGUCAGGAGGAGGAGAGACAGCGGCACUGCAGACACAAACACAGAGCACUGACGACGGAGAGAGCAACUGA
Molecule: messenger RNA, 1411 nt
Organism: Coregonus sp. 'balchen'
Lineage: Eukaryota; Metazoa; Chordata; Actinopteri; Salmoniformes; Salmonidae
Source: the annotation of a GenBank genome assembly